Molecule: messenger RNA, 1353 nt
Organism: Bufo gargarizans (Asiatic toad)
Lineage: Eukaryota; Metazoa; Chordata; Amphibia; Anura; Bufonidae
Product: 5-hydroxytryptamine receptor 3A-like
Exons: 9
Coding region: 1-1353 (450 amino acids)
Biological process (GO): monoatomic ion transmembrane transport; signal transduction; nervous system process
Cellular component (GO): synapse; membrane; neuron projection
Molecular function (GO): neurotransmitter receptor activity; extracellular ligand-gated monoatomic ion channel activity; transmembrane signaling receptor activity
Source: RefSeq, a predicted model, not a curated record
AUGAAAGGUUCUUGCCACUGUCAAAACAACUGCAGCUACGAAGAUGUAGCCAACCUUGUGAAUUAUACACAUUCUGAUUUGCGGCCUGUGAAGGACUGUCAGACUGUUUCCCAUGUUGAAGUAGACCUGAAACUGUAUACGAUCGUCAGUCUGGACACAAGCUUGCAGAUUUUGACCACCUAUGUCUGGUUUAACAUGGUAUGGACGAACGAAUUCAUAAAGUGGGACCCAAAAGACUACUGUAACAUCAGUAAUAUCUUAGUUCCUGACAUGAAUUUUUGGGUGCCUGACCUCUACAUCUAUGAAAUGACAGAAUAUGACAACAACAAUCCAGUCAUCCCAUACUUCAAUGUUUCCAAUGAUGGCAAAAUAGAAAAUCCAAAGCCACUAAGAAUCGUCAGUUCCUGCAAGCUAAAGGUCACCAAGUUCCCUUUUGAUGUCCAGAACUGUAGUUUGACCUUUGGUCCUUAUAUUCAUACAGUUAAGGAUAUCGUUAUGAGUUCAAAAUCUAAUUCGAGUUUGGUCAAUGAAAAGUCACAGAAAAUUUUUGUCAGUAAAGGGGAUUGGUCUCUGUUGGAUAUCACUGUGUAUGAUAAAAAUUACACACUUGAUGGCAAGAAUUACAGUACAGUUAUAUAUCAGAUGAUAAUAAAAAGAUCUCCUGUGGUUUACAUCAUAAACCUCAUCAUCCCAGCAUGUUUCAUGGUGAUAUUGGACAUUGCUAGUAUGUUUAUUCAAAUAGAAACUGGAGAGAGAAUUGGCUUCAAAAUUACAUUGGUGUUGGGAUUCUCCGUGCUUCUGCUGAUUCUAAACAACAUGCUCCCCACCUCCAACAACACUCCGAUCCUUGGUGUUUUCUGCUGCGUGUGCCUUGGAGUCAUGGUAGGCAGUAUACUCACCUCAAUUGCAACAGCCUAUAUGUUAAUGUUAUCUGAAAACCAAUAUGAAAUCCCACCUUGGAUAAGAAUCUGGGUCAUGAAACAUCUAGCACGUGUUCUGUUCUUCAAACUGGAAAAAAACACAAAUGAUAAUCUGGUUGAUGUAGAGUCUGCGGAAAAUGGUGAGUCCAAAUAUAAUAGAGAUGAUAGUAAAAUUAAACCAUGCACGACUAUCAAGAUGAGUAAAAUGUCCACACAAAGUGAUACAAGAAUUCAUGUGGAGGUGAACCUGUUAAGGAGAUUAUUGGAACAAGUCCUCAAGAUCCGCAAGGAAAUUAAGUACUCAAAGGAACAGAAGGAUGUUAAGUCAGAUUGGCAUUUUGCUGCAGCCGUGAUAGACCGGCUUGUCUUUAUAGUCUAUUUGCUCAUUGUAAUUAUUAUGUUUUUAGUUGUCAUCAUAGUCUGGGCUUCAUGA